CGUUACUCCGUCUCCACUGCUCCCGCCCGUCUCAGCCUGUGAAGCUCGGCGAACCGUAAGUGGAGCGAGCGGAUCGGCUCAACUAAGUGAGAGUGCGAUGCUCUUUAGAGGGGAGAGAGAGUGAGGCGAUGGGCUGCACCUCGGCUAAACAGGUGUCGGCCGUCCCCAGUGAUGAAGAGGGCCGGGGCAAGGCCUACAGCAACGGAGACCUCUUCACAGAUGAGUACAAAAUGAAAGGUGUGGAAGAGGUAAAAUACAUGCAGGGGGAGGAGGAAAGGGUUAAUGCACGCAAUCAGGAGAACCUGGAGAAGAGUUCCAUGCAGUACAGGAGCAAACAGCACAAGGAGGCCACCGGAGCUAACACUAAUAGGACAAAUAUCCAUACGUCAGAGAGCCAGCAGGAAUUCUUCAGGAUGCUGGAUGAGAAGAUUGAGAAGGGGCGGGACUACUGCUCGGAGGAAGAGGAUGUGACAUAGCACAGAGGCCCCCUGACUGCCAUACACAGAGAGAGAGAGUGUCUGAGAGCGUGGAUGGGUUGGGAACGAUGUGAACUAAAUCAGUGUUUGGGAUGCCUGUACACAUCUGCCUGUCUGUUUCAGUCUGAGUGAGUGCAUGUGUAUUUGUGUGUGUG
Messenger RNA from Chanos chanos (milkfish), 631 nucleotides. RefSeq lists its product as uncharacterized. The record is from RefSeq and is a predicted model, not a curated record. Lineage: Eukaryota; Metazoa; Chordata; Actinopteri; Gonorynchiformes; Chanidae. The coding region runs from base 129 to 476 and encodes 115 amino acids. The transcript is spliced from 6 exons.